UCACCCAGAGGAGGCAACAAGAAGAAGACUUGAGCUUAUUACAGCCUGCAACAACAGAAACCAUGAAGAGUGCCAGGAAAGAUGAUACAGGGGUCGUUGGCAGUGAUUUAUCAGAGCAGAUUAAAGCAGCCACUAAGGACAAUCAUGUCAGAGCAGAAAACACAGAGCUGAUGCUGAGUUACCAGAAGGGACAGAUCACCCUGCCACAGUACAAGGUCCUGCUGUGUUCCCUCUACGAGAUCUACAGAGUGCUGGAGGAGGAGCUGGACAGAAACUCUUCUCAUCCAGCUGUCGCCCCGAUAUACUUCCCUCAGGAACUCGCCCGAGUGGAAACACUCGAGAGAGAUCUGGAGCAUUUCUUCGGCUCAGACUGGAGGAAGAGGGUGAUAGUUCCUGCAGCCACACACAGAUACCAACAGAGACUACGACAGAUUGGUAAAGAGAGGCCGGAGGUGCUGGUGGCCCACGCCUACACUCGCUAUCUUGGUGACCUAUCAGGAGGUCAAGUACUGGGGAAAAUUACCCAGAAAUCUCUGGGGCUGAGCAGCAAAGAGGGGCUUUCGUUCUUCUCCUUCCCAAGUGUGACCAGCCCCAACCGCUUCAAGCAGCUCUACAGGAGCCGCAUGAACAGCAUCGAGCUGACGGAGGAGGAGCGGGCGGCCGUGCUGCAGGAGGCCGUGGCCGCCUUCGAGUGCAACAUCCAGGUUUUUGAUGACUUGCAGAAAAUGCUGAGUGUCACAACAGAAACAGUGGACCAAUCACAGGACAACGUUCUCAAAACUGCCAUGUUCCCACGUUCCCCCAUGAUGCAGCUCACUGUGGGGCUGUGCAUCGCACUCACCACUAUUGGGAUGGGGAUCUAUGCUUCGUAGACUUCAUCAGCACAAUGUGAAUGCACAUACUGCACUUUAACUCACUUUACUUUGGGGCAGUCUGUGGCCUAGAGGUAAGGAUUGGAGGACUGACGGGUCAAGGACUGAAGUGCCCUUGAGCAAGGCACCUAACCCCCCUGCCACUGCUCCCAAACUAACGAAAUAACGAAAACUAGAAUUGAAAAACAUUUUAGUUAACUGAAAUAAAAACGAAAAACGUUUUUUGAAAAAUGAUAACUAAGUGAAACUGUAUUUUGUGGUUACAAAACUAACUGAAACUAGUAAAAAUGUCCUUAGUUUUCAUCUUUGUCAACUUUUUUCAUAUGUAAACAUUUUUGGUUGAUAUGAAAUUUAUUUCAUCUAUUUGGUUUUAUGACUUAGUAAACAUAUUGGACCUUAGAUGGAUCAGACAAAGGAAACAUUUAUUGUGACUAUUAUAACCUUGGAACACUGGUGAGUCAAAAGUAUAGGUUCAAUUUCCCCAUUGUGGGACUAAUAAGAGAAUUUCAUUCUAAAUCUUAACCCUCCUGUUAUGUUGCGGGUCAAAUUGACCCAUUUCAAAGUAAAAAAAUAUUUUUUUUAAAAAUAGUCAAAUGUAUUUUUUCAAAAACAGAAUAAGUUGAAAAUUUCAAUUAAAAAAACAAAAAACAUUGUAUUUUAUAUGUAGUUUUAACAUGCAUUUUAAAAAAAAGAAAGUGAAUUAUCCUCAAUGAACCAUGGUCGAUGAGGUAAAGAUUGCACUAAAUAUUGAUUGAAAUGGUUCAUAAUGGAGUUAUUAAUGAAUAUAAACAAUGCUUAUUGGGAAUUUUUAGUUUCUGACACUUUUGGAUAAUUAAACAUGUCCUAAAAACAUUAUUGCUGUUCCUGAGGCGAACAUAACAGCAGGGUUAAAUUACUUAUCACCAGGCCUGUUAAUCAGCUGAAAAAAAGAUUGCACAAUUUGCUGUGAUUUAUCGCUUUCUCCCCAUUUGGGACAAAAGCUUGUUAUAAUAUUUGCCUAUAAAGGGGAGACCUUUGAAAACCCAUAUUCAUUCAGAUAUCUUGAGGUGAGAGGUCAAGGCACCACUUUCAAAAUGGACAUGCCAGUUUUUGCUUCACCAUAAUGUAGCCUGAUUUCCCAUCUUCUUCAUAUAUCAAAAACUUUUUUAAUGCAUUAAAUAUUUCACCUUAAUUGCAUGAAUGAACAUAAUUAAUUUUGAUAAAAAAUUAAAUCUGUGAUUCACCUAUAAACCACUAAUCCAACUGAACAAAAUUUUCUUAAACUUGUCAUUUAUAUGAACUUUGUUAAAACAAUCAUACGCUGUAAAACUGUAUUUUUAUGAUUUCUCUGUUGAAUAAAACAAUUCAAAAG
Messenger RNA from Centropristis striata (black sea bass), 2223 nucleotides. RefSeq names its product heme oxygenase 1a (gene hmox1a). The record is from RefSeq and is a predicted model, not a curated record. The transcript is spliced from 6 exons. Gene Ontology annotation, molecular function: heme oxygenase (decyclizing) activity; heme binding. Bases 63 to 872 code for a protein of 269 amino acids. Gene Ontology annotation, biological process: response to oxidative stress; heme oxidation; heme catabolic process. Lineage: Eukaryota; Metazoa; Chordata; Actinopteri; Perciformes; Serranidae.